Messenger RNA from Mus pahari (shrew mouse), 745 nucleotides. Its product is annotated as glutathione S-transferase P-like. The transcript has 5 exons. Gene Ontology annotation, biological process: glutathione metabolic process. Gene Ontology annotation, cellular component: cytosol. The record is from RefSeq and is a predicted model, not a curated record. NCBI's taxonomy places the organism in Eukaryota, Metazoa, Chordata, Mammalia, Rodentia, Muridae. Gene Ontology annotation, molecular function: glutathione transferase activity. Bases 110 to 688 code for a protein of 192 amino acids.
CAACAGUAAGGAGAGACCUGGAGGCGAGGGCGGGGGCACAGUUAUAUCCCUACCUCACCCCUGCUACUAACCUGCUCCUUGGCCUUGCAGCCCAGGGUGCUGUGAGGUUAUGCGCAUGCUCCUAGCCGACCAGGGCCAGAGCUGGAAGGAGGUGGUGACCUUGGAUGUCUGGGAGCAAGGCACAUUCAAGGCUUCCUGUCUGUUUGGACAGAUACCCAAGUUCCAGGAUGGAGAGCUUGCCCUGUGCCAAUCCAAUGCCAUCCUACGGCACCUGGGCCGCUCCUUCGGGCUCUGUGGUAAAGACCCACAAGAGGCAGCACUGGUGGACAUGGUGAAUGAUGGGCUGGAAGACCUAUUCAGGCGCAUUGCCCGGCAGUAUCGCCAUAUCCUUGUAUGUGGGGGCCACAAGCGGGGUGGUCAGGAAAGGGAACCACUUCGGUCACUUGAAACUCUUCUGGCCCAGAACAGGGGUGGCCAGUCCUUCAUCGUUGGUGACCAGAUCUCUUUCGCGGACUACCGCCUGCUAGACGUGCUUCUGAACCUUGAGCUCCUGUUUCCCGGUUACUUGAAUGAUUUUCCCCUGUUUUCCGCCUAUGUAGCGCGCCUCAAGUCCCCACCCAAGCUCAAGGCCUUCCUGGAGUCUCCGGAGCACGGGAACCGGCCCCUUGCUGCUUGCAUAAAGAUGUGAGCCCACCUGCCUCCCCCAGCCCCUGCCCCAAACCAAUAAAACUGAUGGCAGGAGCCA